UGUCGCAGUGCCAACAUGUCGGCGAUGAAGCGGUUUCUUGUUGCCCUACUGGCCGCUCUGCUGGUAGCCGCUGUCCAGGGCGGAAUUCUGGGCAGGAUUUUCCACAAGGAGUCCACCUCCACAACAUCUACGACGACCACAGAGGAGCCCCGCCGUCCCUUCUUCAUCAACAACAAUGUACCCGAAAUCCCGAAGGACUGUGUGGCGCAGUUCAAGUGCAAAAAGAAGCUGGCGAUUGUUCCCGCUCCCAAACCGUGUGUGAAAUACUGCCUGCAUCGGAUCACGUGUCCCAAUGACCAGAACACCGCUGUCCAGCCCAACCAGUGCGUCGAUCUCGACGAGCAACAGGUCCAGGCUGCCCACGAGGCAAGCACGGAGACCACGGUCGCCGGCCAAACCACCACCGAGAAGCCCAUGAUGGUGGCCAUGAUCGACUUCCCCUGCCAGCCGGGCUAUCUGCCCGACCACCGUGGUCGCUGUCGGGAAAUCUGGUGAUUCGUCGAUGGCUUCGUGACACGUGUUUACUGCAUAAUUAUACCUGUGGAAUUUUCGUUUUUAUAUACAUGCCUGCUCCCAAUAAUCACAAUAAAACCCAAACGAACGGCUUUUGCCCAAAGAUCGAACACAGUGAACAAUUUGAUAAGUGUUUCGGGUGUAAACACCACUAAUCUGCCAGUCACAACAAAUGGCAGCGGUUUGUGACUAGUGAUUGUGUUAUCAGUGAGCUGAAAACAUUUCAAAUCAAACUGGAAUUUUCAUAUAUGUUAGUGGGAAAAGUGUAGACUCAAAACAAUGCAUAUUCUGUUGGCAGGAAUAAAAAUUAUAAUAUAAUAAAUAGAUAAAUAAUUAUUAAUUUA
This is a messenger RNA of Drosophila mauritiana, 857 nucleotides long. RefSeq lists its product as uncharacterized. NCBI's taxonomy places the organism in Eukaryota, Metazoa, Arthropoda, Insecta, Diptera, Drosophilidae. The record is from RefSeq and is a predicted model, not a curated record. The coding region runs from base 16 to 495 and encodes 159 amino acids. The transcript has a single exon.